UCUGGCUCCUUCCCUCAUAUUUGAUCGUUUCGUCCUUCGCUCUUUCCUUGGUUGUAACAUCUUAAUUUCUCUUCAUACAAAUCGUCUCGAGUUUUGGUUCCCUUUCAGUAAGGGGUUGGAAAUGAGGACCCCGAAGUCGGGUUCGGCAAAGAAGACGGCAGCGAAGAAGGAUACUGAGAAGGCGCCGCUGAAGGCCGAGGCUUCAUCGACCAGCGGUGCGAUUGAACCUUCGUCGAAGACGGUGGAGACGAAGCCAAACCCUGCAUCUGGAGGCAAGGUCACGCGGAGCAAUGCUGCUGCUAAACAAGCGACGCCGAAAGCUGUAGAGGAAGCCAAAGUCGAUGAUUCUACAAGUGGACCUGCUCGUGCCACCACUCCUGUGGCUGGAGAUACCAAAACAACUCCAGCUGGGAAUACAAAGAAAACUCCUUCUACGAAGACCCCCGAAAAGAAAGCAGUUGGGAAAGCAAAAUCUGGCACCGGAGCUAAGGCUGCAGCUUCAAAACCAAAGCUGGUUGGAUCAGUAGUUGCUGAGGCUGGGAACCGUGGUGAUGCUGUUGCUACAGAAAAAGAGAUUGCCAUACCAGUGCCCAAGGAUGAACCGAAAGAAAACAAGGCACGUGAUUUCAAGCGAGAUAGACAACUGGACAACACAGUAGAUGAAGAGGAGACUGAAGAUGCAGAGUUGAACGAGGAGGAUGACAUCGAGGAGAUGGACUAUGAUGCACAAGAAAAUUUCGAGGAGCCCAGUGAUGAGGAGGAAGAAGGUUCUGAAGCAGAUGAAGAGCAAGAGGAAAUGGAAGAAGAGCAGCAACUUCAGAUGACUGAGAUUGUGAAGGAGAGGAAGCUAAAGAAAGAGCAGGAGAUAUUUGUUGGUGGUUUGGAUAGAGAUGCUGUGGAGGAGGAUAUAAAGAAGGCAUUUGAGGGCAUAGGAAAGAUUGUUGAAGUUCGUUUGCACAAGGACUUUCUUACAAACAAGAACAAGGGUUUUGCAUUUGUGCAAUUUGCCACCAAGGAGGAAGCAAAUCGUGCAUUGUCUGAAUUAAAAUUUCCUAUGAUCAAAGGAAAGCGAUGUGGAAUUGCACCAAGCGAGGACAAUGAUACACUCUUCUUGGGAAACAUUUGCAAUACAUGGACUAAGGAGGCCAUUAAGCGGAAACUCAGGGACUAUGGAGUUGAUGGGGUUGACAAUAUCACUUUAGUUGCAGAUACACAAAAUGAAGGUUUAAGCCGUGGGUUUGCCUUCCUAGAGUUCUCUUGUCAUCUGGAUGCAAUGCAUGCAUACAAACGUUUGCAAAAACCCGAUGUCAUAUUUGGACAUCCUGAAAGAACCGCAAAAGUUGCUUUUGCAGAACCCAUUCGAGAACCAGAUGAGGAAAUAAUGGCUCAGGUCAAGUCUGUCUUUGUGGAUGGAUUACCACCACAUUGGGAUGAAGAUCGGGUGAAGGAGCAAUUGAAAUCUUAUGGAGAAAUUGAACGUGUGGUUUUGGCUCGUAACAUGCCAACUGCCAAGCGGAAGGAUUUUGGUUUUGUUAACUUCACUGCUCAUGAAGCUGCAGUAGCUUGUGCUAAUGGUUUAAACAACAGUGAACUUAGUGAUGGAAAGAUAAAGAUGAAAACAAAAGCUAGGCUUGCAAAUCCUUUACCGAAGACUCAAGCUGUUAAAGGUGGCAUGCGUGGUGGGUUUAGGAUUGGUCAUUCAGGCAUUGGAACAUACUCUCGCUUUCGAAGAGGCUUUGGCAUGGGUAGGCAUCCUUUCCAGAGGGGUGUAUUUCACCGUGGCAGAGGAUUUCAUCCGCGUGGUCGUGGAGGUGGCAGGUUUCCUCAUGCUGGCGUAAAUGCUGACUCACGGGGAAGAUAUUCUUUCAUCGGGCGAGGAGGUAGGAGGGGAUCCUUCAGAGGUGCUUAUGAAGGAUCUAGCCAUAGGUUUGAAUUUGACAAUGGCAGGCGUGGUUCAUUUGAACGAGGCCAUGGAAGGUCUUUCCAUUCUAGGAGGUAUCCGUAUCAAUCAGAGCAGGAAUUUGAACAACCCUAUAGUGGUAGAUAUUAUGGUGAUGAUUCAUAUUACUAUGGCGAUACUGGUCGCAGUGCAAAGCGACCUUUUUCUUUAAUGGAGCGUGAACCAGGUUAUAUAGAUGCUGGAAGCAGGCUACGUUCUCGUUAUGAUCAUUCUGAUCCGGUGUAUAGUGGUUCACAUUUUCAAGAUCCUUUGGAUGCUGGAAGGGGACUGUAUUCACGUGAUUACUAUGGUUCAGAUCUUGGUGGUGGUGGAUACUCAUCUUUUUAUGGCGGACACUCAUCUGGAAGGGGUUAUUACUAUUAGUAGCAUAUUGAUAUGUCACAUGCUACUAUUGGGGGACCCCGGGAUCUUGCUUGUUGAAGAAGCACACUUCUUUUAUUUGCUCUUGCAGGCAUAGCUUUUCAACUGAUUUCUUUAUAUGAAGCAUUUGUAUGUUCUUUAGUUUGUCUAUUAUAGACUAUGUAUGAGUGGAAAGCCUGAAACCGAUGAAGACUGUUAGAGAGUAAUUGGCAUUGAACAAUUUUAUGUGCCUGCACCUUCAAAGGCAAACUUGAUUUUGGGCAUACACUUUUAUUUUGUAUAGACGAUGGUCAGUUAUGAGUAUAAGAUGUGAAUUGUCUGUACCGGUUUUGAGAA
Messenger RNA from Nymphaea colorata (pocket water lily), 2656 nucleotides. RefSeq lists its product as uncharacterized. The record is from RefSeq and is a predicted model, not a curated record. Lineage: Eukaryota; Viridiplantae; Streptophyta; Magnoliopsida; Nymphaeales; Nymphaeaceae. Gene Ontology annotation, molecular function: mRNA binding. The transcript has 13 exons. The coding region runs from base 122 to 2323 and encodes 733 amino acids. Gene Ontology annotation, cellular component: nucleus.